UCUCGCGCACGAGGCGAACGGGCAAGUUGGCUGCGGGCGUGUGGCGGCAGCUCCUUCCCUUAGCGCUGCGACCCUCGGCAGUGCAAGCCAUGAACUGAAGCCCCGAGGGACGGAGACCCGAGCGGAGUUGCGGAGCCACGGCAGCAGCCGCCGCCUCAGCGGGGAGCGAGCAGACCCGGCGCGGAGCCGCGACCCCGGCGCUUUUCCCUCCCCGUCGCCGCUCCCACCGCUGCAGCCGCGAGACUCGACACACAAAAGCCGCCUUCUCCACGCCGCCCGCCCAACGAGGCAGCGGCCAGCGAGGGACCCCACCUGAGGGCGGCUCGGGCUGCUGAGUUCGUUUUGUGUCUGAGCUCCGAGCUCCGCGCCGCGCGCGGAACCGACCCUGUGCUCAUGGCUCUGAUCAUGGAACCGGUGAGCAAAUGGUCUCCGAGUCAAGUAGUGGACUGGAUGAAAGGUCUUGAUGACUGUUUGCAGCAGUAUAUUAAGAACUUUGAGAGGGAGAAGAUCAGUGGAGACCAGCUGCUGCGCAUUACACAUCAAGAGCUAGAGGAUCUGGGGGUCAGCCGCAUCGGCCAUCAGGAACUGAUCUUGGAAGCGGUUGACCUUCUGUGUGCACUGAAUUAUGGCUUGGAAACAGAAAAUCUAAAAACCCUUUCUCACAAGUUGAAUGCAUCUGCCAAAAAUCUACAGAAUUUUAUAACAGGGAGGAGAAGGAGUGGCCAUUAUGAUGGGAGAACCAGCCGAAAACUGCCAAAUGAUUUUCUGACUUCGGUUGUGGAUCUGAUUGGAGCAGCCAAGAGUCUGCUUGCCUGGUUGGACAGAUCACCAUUUGCUGCUGUCACAGACUAUUCAGUUACAAGGAAUAAUGUCAUACAGCUCUGCUUGGAAUUAACAACAAUCGUGCAACAGGAUUGUACUGUAUAUGAAACAGAGAAUAAAAUUCUUCAUGUGUGUAAAACUCUUUCUGGAGUCUGUGACCACAUCAUAUCCCUGUCAUCAGAUCCUCUAGUUUCGCAGUCUGCCCACCUUGAAGUGAUUCAGCUGGCAAACAUCAAACCAAGUGAAGGGCUGGGUAUGUAUAUUAAAUCAACAUAUGAUGGCCUCCAUGUAAUUACUGGAACUACAGAAAAUUCACCUGCAGAUCGGUGCAAGAAAAUCCAUGCUGGUGAUGAAGUGAUUCAAGUUAAUCAUCAGACUGUGGUGGGGUGGCAGUUGAAAAAUUUGGUGAAUGCACUACGAGAGGACCCGAGUGGUGUUAUCUUAACUUUGAAAAAGCGACCUCAGAGCAUGCUUACCUCAGCACCAGCUUUACUGAAAAAUAUGAGAUGGAAGCCCCUUGCUCUGCAGCCUCUUAUACCUAGAAGUCCCACAAGCAGCGUUGCCACGCCUUCCAGCACCAUCAGUACACCCACCAAAAGAGACAGUUCCGCCCUCCAGGAUCUCUACAUUCCCCCUCCUCCUGCAGAACCGUAUAUUCCCAGGGAUGAAAAAGGAAACCUUCCUUGUGAAGACCUCAGAGGACACAUGGUGGGCAAGCCAGUGCAUAAGGGAUCUGAAUCACCAAAUUCAUUUCUGGAUCAGGAAUAUCGAAAGAGGUUUAAUAUUGUGGAGGAAGAUACUGUCUUGUAUUGUUAUGAAUAUGAAAAGGGAAGAUCAAGUAGUCAAGGAAGACGAGAAAGCACCCCAACUUAUGGCAAGCUACGACCUAUAUCUAUGCCAGUGGAAUAUAAUUGGGUGGGGGACUAUGAAGAUCCAAAUAAGAUGAAGAGAGAUAGUAGAAGAGAAAACUCUCUACUCCGAUAUAUGAGCAAUGAAAAAAUUGCUCAAGAAGAAUACAUGUUUCAGAGAAACAGCAAAAAAGACACAGGGAAGAAGUCUAAAAAGAAGGGUGAUAAGAGUAGUAGCCCGACUCACUAUUCAUUGCUACCUAGCUUGCAAAUGGAUGCACUGAGACAAGAUAUCAUGGGCACACCUGUGCCGGAGGCCACACUAUACCAUACAUUUCAGCAGUCUUCUCUGCAGCACAAAUCAAAGAAGAAAAACAAAGGUCCUAUAGCCGGCAAGAGCAAAAGACGGAUUUCUUGCAAAGAUCUUGGCCGUGGUGACUGUGAGGGCUGGCUUUGGAAAAAGAAAGAUGCGAAGAGUUAUUUUUCACAGAAAUGGAAGAAAUACUGGUUUGUCCUAAAGGAUGCAUCCCUAUAUUGGUAUAUUAAUGAGGAGGAUGAAAAAGCAGAAGGAUUCAUCAGUCUGCCUGAAUUUAAAAUUGAUAGAGCCAGUGAGUGCCGCAAGAAAUAUGCAUUCAAAGCCUGUCAUCCUAAAAUCAAAAGCUUUUAUUUUGCUGCUGAGCAUCUUGAUGAUAUGAACAGGUGGCUUAACAGAAUUAAUAUGCUGACUGCAGGAUAUGCAGAAAGAGAGAGGAUUAAGCAAGAACAAGAUUACUGGAGUGAGAGUGACAAGGAAGAAGCAGAUACUCCAUCAACACCCAAACAGGACAGCCCUCCACCCCCCUACGAUACAUACCCACGGCCUCCCUCCAUGAGUUGUGCCAGUCCUUAUGUGGAAGCGAAACACAGCCGGCUCUCCUCGACAGAGACCUCUCAGUCGCAGUCCUCCCAUGAGGAGUUUCGCCAGGAACUGACUGGGAGCAGUGUGGUGUCCCCCAUUCGCAAGACAGCCAGUCAGCGCCGCUCCUGGCAGGAUUUAAUCGAGACGCCCCUGACGAGCUCAGGGUUACACUAUCUUCAGACUCUGCCCCUGGAGGAUUCCGUCUUCUCUGACUCCGCGGCCAUCUCCCCAGAGCACAGGCGGCAGUCCACCCUUCCAACUCAGAAGUGCCACCUACAGGAUCACUAUGGGCCGUACCCCUUAGCCGAGAGCGAGAGGAUGCAAGUGUUAAAUGGAAACGGGGGCAAGCCUCGAAGUUUUACUCUGCCUCGAGAUAGCGGGUUCAACCACUGCUGUCUGAACGCGCCGGUUAGUGCCUGUGACCCGCAGGAUGACGUGCAGCCCACAGAGGUGGAGGAAGAGGAGGAGGAGGAGGAGGAGGAAGGGGAGGCAGCAGGGGAAAACAUAGGAGACAAAAGUGAAAGUAGGGAAGAAAAGUUAGGAGACUCUUUGCAAGAUUUAUAUAGGGCAUUGGAGCAAGCCAGUCUGUCACCACUGGGAGAACAUCGCAUUUCAACCAAGAUGGAAUACAAGCUAUCAUUUAUAAAGAGAUGUAAUGAUCCUGUGAUGAAUGAAAAACUACACAGGCUAAGAAUUCUCAAAAGCACUUUAAAGGCCAGAGAAGGGGAAGUAGCCAUUAUUGAUAAAGUCCUAGACAAUCCAGACUUGACAUCAAAAGAAUUCCAACAAUGGAAGCAGAUGUACCUCGAUCUUUUCUUGGAUAUCUGUCAAAACACCACCUCAAAUGACCCAUUAAGUAUUUCUUCUGAAGUAGAUGUAAUCACUUCCUCCCUAACACACACUCAUUCAUACAUUGAAACGCAUGUGUAAGUGUAUUCUGCCCUCUGGCCAUGUGGUACCUUCUGGUACUUUGAACAAGUAUAUAAGGUAGUUUUUAUAUCAACGUGUGGGACACUUGACAAGCUAUACUUCAAUGUUACCAAAACUAUAUGAAACAAACCCUAUAUGGUCAUAAUACCACUGUCUUUAAUGAGCAUUUGUAUAUUUUAUAUGCAGUUAGUGCUCAGCUUAUGUUUACCAUGUGCAAAAUCAACUGUCUUCAAUGACUUAAAAUUAACUUUUGCAAACAACUCUGAAGACAGGUGGUCUUCAAGUAGAAAAAACACAAAAAGGUGGUUUUCUAUCUAAGGUCAUCUUUUCUCCCUUUAAGUUAAUUUUAUAUAAACAAGACUUCAAAACUAAAUCACAUUUUUUCAGGUGCAGACAUCCUUGUGGGUGGGAAAGAAUUUAAACCUUUUUUAUAUUUAUUAAAAUGUUCUAAGAAUUUUCUUAAACAUUGCACAAAGUUUAAUGCUGUA
Messenger RNA from Balaenoptera ricei (Rice's whale), 3986 nucleotides. It is a transcript of the gene CNKSR2, whose product is annotated as connector enhancer of kinase suppressor of Ras 2. The transcript is spliced from 22 exons. Gene Ontology annotation, biological process: regulation of signal transduction. The record is from RefSeq and is a predicted model, not a curated record. Gene Ontology annotation, cellular component: membrane; cytoplasm. Gene Ontology annotation, molecular function: protein binding. Bases 394 to 3498 code for a protein of 1034 amino acids. NCBI's taxonomy places the organism in Eukaryota, Metazoa, Chordata, Mammalia, Artiodactyla, Balaenopteridae.